AUGUUGUUUCCAUUGGGUUGUCUUUUUGUGGUGUUGGCUGUGGCCGGACCCUGUCUUGUGGCGUCAGAAGGCAUAGAGACCUACGAGAACUACUACAACGAGAUCCAUGUGGACGACGAGCAGGCCGAGGCCAAAACACGCAACGCCUUGAAGUCGGAGUUUCAGCGAUGGCCUGGCAACAAGAUCUACUACCGCAUUUCCGGGGACUACAGCGAUCAGGAGGUGGCCAAUGUCCGGACGGCCAUGUCCAGCUUCAACGAGCAGACGUGUGUGCAGUUCGAGGAGAUUAAUGGAUCUCCGCCCGCAGGUCGUCGCUAUGUGUACUUCAAAAAGUCCCCGAACAUGUGCGGAACCCGAGUGGGCUAUAAUCCAAUACCCUUUGGCUCCCACGAUGUCCAGCUUAACGAGCGCUGUCUCACCAUGCCCGCUGUGAUCCAGCACGAGACGCUCCACCUCCUUGGUCUCUUCCACGAGCAGAGUCGCCCGGAUCGCAAUGAAUUCGUCCAGAUUGAAUACGACAACAUCCCUCGCAAGUACUGGUCGCAGUUCAUGGCCAUGAAUUCGACCACCACCUACAACGUCCCCUACGAUUACGAGAGCGUUAUGCAUUAUGCCAAGAAUGCCUUUGCCAAGGAUCCCACCAAGCCCACCAUUCGGGCCUUGGUUGACGGCAAGCCGGUGGAGCGCGAAUUGGGCCAGGUUCGGGGCCCAUCCGAGGGCGAUUGGACCAAGAUUCGUUUAAUGUACAAGUGUUAGACCGUCGAUAAUGGUGUUAUGGAAUUGGAUUGGUAAUAAAACUGGGCUAACUUA
Molecule: messenger RNA, 810 nt
Organism: Drosophila persimilis
Lineage: Eukaryota; Metazoa; Arthropoda; Insecta; Diptera; Drosophilidae
Product: low choriolytic enzyme
Exons: 1
Coding region: 1-756 (251 amino acids)
Biological process (GO): proteolysis
Molecular function (GO): zinc ion binding; metalloendopeptidase activity
Source: RefSeq, a predicted model, not a curated record